This is a messenger RNA of Aspergillus clavatus NRRL 1, 2034 nucleotides long. RefSeq lists its product as uncharacterized. The record is from RefSeq and is a predicted model, not a curated record. NCBI's taxonomy places the organism in Eukaryota, Fungi, Ascomycota, Eurotiomycetes, Eurotiales, Aspergillaceae. The transcript is spliced from 5 exons. Bases 1 to 2034 code for a protein of 677 amino acids.
AUGGCUUGGCUACUCAUCGCGGUCUGGUGGCUGCUCAAGGCCAGAAAAACACUUGAGCACUAUGGACGGCGAGAUUCCGUGAGAUCCGGGGCCAGUAUAGGCUCAUCCAUGGCGUCGUCCUUAACUUCAAGUAAUCAAGCGUACGUUGACCUCCUGAAGGCGUCCUUUAUACUGUACGAUAUUGUUCUGUACGACAAGAGACUACCUGAUUUCCUAAGUCGCGAAUGCCAGAAGGUGCUCGUCGAAUUAUCGGAAGGGAUCGGUGAAACCGCGACUCGGGUCAUUGCCUUGGGUAUACCGGAAUAUCCAGCGGGUCAGCCUCAAAACACCAAUCUGCAAGAACAGGAUCUGCUCGAGGAAUUUCCUAGCAAUAAUGGAACACCCUUCUCUAGUCUGGAAAGAACCCACUGGGUCACUGUGAAGCUUGAAGAUGUUGGAGAAGAGGGCGAGAAGGCUCUUUUCAGAACAUUCAUUAACGCUACCAGUACUUGCAAGACAACUCGUAGGUGGACGAAAGAUGCUCCAUACAUGCUUCUCUUGUCUGUCAAGGAUGGUGAAACUGAGCCAAGAAUCACUAUAUGUAAUCAAAGCGGCACUCUGUGUCUACAGCGCAACUUCGAGCAAACAGACUUAAAGGAUUUGACACUGGCGGAUGGUUCUCUCAAUGGCAUAGCUGAAGCCAGGAUAACAGAGCCAUUGAGCUUUGAUUUUGAUAAUAGAAGGAUUGAGGUAUCUUUCCAGUUCUAUGGUGACUAUAUGGCAUUCAUCAGAAUUCCCAAGGAAUAUUUUGAGGCUGUGUCGCUUCGGGAGCCAAUUGAUCGAGGGCAGUCCUCGGAAACUGUCCUGUUCAAGAGUCCAGUGGAGGAGUACGAAAGGCUCAAGGCACCCGAAAUGAAAUCGAUGCAUCCCCCAAAUAUUCACAAAUCGUGUGAGGUGCGGAUAUUGGAGAGGUCUUCCAGCCAAGCUUGGAGUACCACCCGGCGAUUGGUCAUUAGCAUGUCCAUCGCUAAGAAAAACCCAGGUUGCAUGGGAUUCUUCAUGCCCCUGAGUCGAGUAGACGUCAAUCGCGAUGAAAAUUCCUGCGAAGUGCAGGUCAAAUGGUCGGAUACUCUUCAGCCAGAAUCCACACAAACAGAUGGCAACUAUCAUCCUCUGUACUCCUAUGUCUAUAACGCCAACAAGCCCAACAUUGGAAUCAAACUUCGGUUCCGGACGCCACGUCUGGCCGAGAAGUUUGAGAAAGAGAUUUUCGGCAUUGGCUAUCGAUCAAUUUUCUCCUGGGAUCAAUGUGGCAGCCGUGGUAUUGUUUAUGACGUCGAGGGUGCCGAUCAGAAGCCAUACAAGGCCAUUGCGCUGUAUCGAGGAACAACACCUUGGAGAGGAACGGACCUGUUUUACCUUUAUCGUGAUAGCGAUUAUAUCUAUGAGCACGCCCAUCUCCGAGUUCGUUUCCCAGGUCUCACUUACACCAACUAUUUAUCUACUUGUGUCGGUCAAAUCAGCGCUCCUCAGCGACCUGUGGAAUUCUCCGGCUGUGAGAAGAGGGUGCAAAAGAAUGUGACUGUGGAGUUCGACGAUGAGCAAACCAUGCGCACUUUCAUGAGCUCGCUUGCUUCAUCAUACGAGCUGGUGUACUCCCGAAGCGCCAUGUCGCUGAAAACCAAGAGCCGGGGCAUAUUUGGGGUCACCAGAGCGUUAUCAAGUAAAGGAGCUACUGAGGUACAGCUAUGGAGAAGAGGGAAUCAUUUCCAGCUUGCCUCACGAUGGGCCGACCACAUUCAGAACAGAUGGCUUACGAUGUCAGUGCCUCUGCCGGAGUUGAGGACAAGCGGGCACAGCAACCGGGUUGAGUUUCCGCCGAUGCCAUAUUUCCGUGGGCCUGUACUCGAUUUUGCGAAUAUCUUGGCUCGUGGACCAGCAAAGAGUCCAAGUUUGAGUGAGCGAAAGGGUCCUAUCACCAUCACGUUUGCAACGUCCAGAGAUCAGGAAGAGUUUGUCGACAUACUUCGUUCCUCCGCGACAAGACCAGUGUGA